AUACUUUAAAAGGCUAUGCAUUCACGUCAAUACUCACUGAAGUAUAAUUUGGGCUCAAGCGUGCAACAAAGGUAUUUUCUUUUUUUUUCAGCCACCUAUGCUGCUGCUGUUCUUUUCCGAAUUUCUGAGGACAAAAACUCAGACUAUAAGAAACGAGUAUCAGUGGAGCUCACGCACUCACUCUUCAAACACGACCCUACUUCUUGGGAGAUGGCACGCACCAUGAUGGAACCUGGCCUUCCAGAAGACGAGCUCGAUGGUUAUGGCCUCGCAGGAUAUCAAGGAUACGGUGAUGGCAUGCAUAUGGAUGUUAUGCCUCUAGAAGCAGAAAUGCCAGAGGAUUUUGGGCCAGGCAUGGGUUACUCCAUGGCCAGAGCCUACCCUGAUUACUAACAGCCCGAUGAUGAAUUGAGCUCCACUGAAAGAGGGCUAUGAAAAAUACAAGAGACAGAAGCUCUUAGCAGAGGUUUUUUUUUUUCCAUCACUGGGUGCCUGUGGUCCAUUCCUCAGUAAACACACACUGACACUGCUGUAAUAUAUGCAAUUCUCACUGUGCUGGGAGAGGCAGAAUCCAGCACAACUAUAAGCUGCCUUUAUACAAGGAUGACAGCAUGUUGCAUUUUAAACGUCUUUUUGUAGAAAAUAUUCUAUUUUAGCAUUUCUUAUGGGUGCAUUAAUACAUUGUUGGUAAGAGGACUGGUUAAUUAUGCCAAAGAGAUUUUAUUAUAAUAUUUUAUAAUGAUAAUCACAUUGCUUUUUAGAUUUUGGAAAAUGCGAUCAAUGAUUUAGGCUUGUGAUCUCACAAUAACUGACCCGAAGUCAGCUUAAUAGCUUCGUUCACUGUGGUUUUAGUCAGACGGGUGGUCAGAGCUGAUCUGUAAUCAUUUUUAAUGAGUGGAAAUGUCUGGCAUGUUGAUUUCCUACAGCGCUUAGAACUCAAUACAGUGCAUCUCCAUGUUUCUUCCCUUACCGAGACUGUCAAAUACUGGAGUUCUUACAUGGAAUCUUUUUCCCCUCCAUAUAUUUGUUUUGCUGAAGUUGUCUUAAUGUGUAGACGAGGAAAUACGGAUUUUGUUUUUGAAUUGCAAUGUGUAUGGAGAUUUUUUAUUUGCGUGAUAAAUGUUGUGCUGAUUGAAAGGGACUAAUGUUUAACCAAACAAUAAAACCUUAAAAGUUUUAAAAAUUAGCUUCACAUUUGUUCAAAUAUUAACUCGUAAGAGGCAAGCUGAACAAAGGGAUUCUUUGUAGCAUUUUUACUUCACUUUGCCCAAAAAAAUCUAAAUAAAAUCAUGUUAUCUAA
Sinocyclocheilus anshuiensis is the source of this 1300-nucleotide messenger RNA. Its product is annotated as junction plakoglobin-like. The transcript is spliced from 4 exons. Lineage: Eukaryota; Metazoa; Chordata; Actinopteri; Cypriniformes; Cyprinidae. The record is from RefSeq and is a predicted model, not a curated record. The coding region runs from base 16 to 393 and encodes 125 amino acids. Gene Ontology annotation, biological process: cell adhesion. Gene Ontology annotation, molecular function: cadherin binding.